GAGAAAAAUAAUAAAUAAAUUAAAAAGAAAAAGGUGGUGAGAGAAAAAGUAAGGAGAGAGAGAGAGUGCAUCUUCCAGCUCACCAACAGAACAGAACAGCCUUCAGCCCUUCACUUCACUCACAAAUUCGUUCUUUUCCCCAACACACACACACACACACACUCUCUCUCUCUCUCUCUCACUCACCCUAACCUUAGCUCACUUCUUUCAUUUCUUGAUUUCCCCUUUUCCUCAUCGUAUCAUAUGUGAUAUCGUAUCCAAUCGAUUAAUUAAUUAAUUCCUUCCACGCCAUGAUUCCAUUAAUCCCAUCCUUCUUCUGAUCCCUUCCCCAAAUCGGCGGUUUCAAUCUUCCCCGCACAGAUCGCCGCAAAUGCACGCCUCUAAGCCACCGCGGCACCACCAUCACCACCACCGCCGCCGCCGCUGGUGCUGCUCCUUCACGACGCCGCCUCUCAGCCCGGACAAUGCCAACUCCGUCCGCUCCUACGCCUCCUCCUCCUGCAAUAAAAAAACCAUUCCGGCGGCGUCUCCUCAAACACAACACCAAAAACUCGCCCUAGCCCGCCGGAUCCUCUCUCCGGGUCGGGUCUCCCCAAUCACCGACCACCAAUUGAUCCCCUCCGCCGCUCCUCUCGCCGAAACGCUCCCAAAGUCCGCCGCCGCCGCCGAUUCGGAAAUCGCCGCCGGAGAUAGUUCCAAUUUGGGGAUUUACGACGUGAGGCUGAGUCUGAAGGGGAAAAAUGGCGGAUCCUUGGUCCUGGAGCUUGGUUCGGAGGUAUUGACCGCGAAUAGCCCUGUCUUCGCGAAUUUGAUCUCUGAUUAUCGCAGGAAUCUGAGCGGCGGCAGCUUGUGUCGGAUUGAAGUUCCUUACGUCGAGAACUUGAAUGUUUUCCGCGAGACGAUUGAGCUCAUGUUCGAGGAGGAUAUUCAGCCCAAGCUUCUCCAAAUUGGGGUUUUCCGAGCUAUCGACAUUCUUGAGGUGUCGGCUGGGAUCAAGUUUGAAAGAGGCAUCUCGUCGUGUUUAAAGUAUCUUGAGGCAGUGCCGUGGACCGAAGAAGAAGAGGAGAAACUGAGCGAAUUGUUCGGGAAACUCAAUAUCGACGAGUAUCAAGCGACGAACAACAUCUUGGACAGAUUUAGCAGUCCUAAUUCCGUCGAUUCCCAAAGAUUGCUUACCAAGCAGCUAAUUUGUUCCAUCACGACUUGCACUGACGCCACGGCUAGGAAUGAACUCAAGUCUUUGGUUAAAGACCUUCUAUGCAAAAGCUCGGUAUACGAAAAGGACUGCCCGGAGCUCAACAAGGACGAUAUAUACGCCGUUUGCAAGUCAUGUCUCAGCAUCCUCAGCCAUCUAUUAGAAAAGGCGUGCGGUAUUGACGCCGGGCGAACAUCCAAUUCGACGAACGAUAAACCCGCGCUGGAAUGCAUCUCGAAACAGGUCGACAACUUGAAUUGGCUACUGGAUAUCUUGCUUGAUCACCAGAUGGCGGGCGAGUUUGCAGAUCUGUGGGCGAAUCAAGACGAACUGAUCAAAAUGCAUGAAGACGCAUCGCCAAUGGUUAGGUACGAGCUUAGCCGUGUCUCGGCAAUGCUGUUUAUUGCAGUGGGCACUCGGAAACUCCACUGCCCGUCAGAGAUGAGGCUGCGGCUUCUCCAGGCUUGGUUCAAGCCGAUGCUGUCAGACUUCGGGUGGUUGCAGAGGUGCAAAAAGGGGCUCGACAUACGGGCGUUGGAGGAGGCCAUGGGACAAGCGCUGCUUACGCUUCCGUUAAAGGAGCAAUACUCGUUGUUCAUGGAUUGGUUCUAUUGUUUCUCUAAAGGCGGAACCGAAUGUCCGAACCUCAGCAAGGCGUUCCAAAUAUGGUGGCGCAGAUCGUUUCUGAGGGGUUCGGAAACUUUCGCAAUCGAAUCCAGGUGAGACACGGCUCGGCUCGACCUUUUCUCAUCUCGUGUUUUCUGUGCUUGAGCCCAUUUGUUCGACGGGCUCGCCGUGACGAUCGAAUAACGUAGAUUAAGUAAUGUAAAAUUUUGUGUUUUUUUUAGGGUGUUUGGGGUUCCACUGCUUGUGCAAUUGGUAAUGUAGUGUGGAUCUUAGGCUAUUCUGUGGUGUUCAUGUUUAUGCAUUCGAAAAAUUGAAUCUUUGUGUGUUUCUGAUAGUCUGGGUUUUGUGUUCUACGUUUGAUGUUAUUCUGUGUGUUGUGUGUGUUUUGAUUUCUUCGUUUACUUAA
Andrographis paniculata is the source of this 2228-nucleotide messenger RNA. RefSeq names its product BTB/POZ domain-containing protein At2g13690-like. Lineage: Eukaryota; Viridiplantae; Streptophyta; Magnoliopsida; Lamiales; Acanthaceae. The coding region runs from base 371 to 1918 and encodes 515 amino acids. The record is from RefSeq and is a predicted model, not a curated record. The transcript has 2 exons.